AUGCUCAUUCAAAUAUCUCUUCCUUUUGGAAUAGUAGUUUUUGCAGCGAUUCUAUAUCAAAUAGCCGAUCAUUAUGCCCGUCGAUAUUUAGGUUUUAAUUCAACUGAUCACAUUCCUAUUUGUAAAACUGGUUCGUCAUCAGCGCCUGCUCUAGUUUGCGUACUAGGUUGGGGAGGAUGCCAACGUCGACAACUACGGCGUUUACUUGAUUUUUAUUCGUCGCAUAAUAUUUCAACAGUAUCAUGGAUUAAUCCAAUGUUCAAUUGUCUAUUGGGUAUCGAUACGAAACAAGUUGAACGUGUACUUGACUUUCUUCUACAUGAGAAUCGAACAUCGAAAAAAGUCAUUAUUAUUCAUAUUCACUCAAAUAACGGUACUCUUGUCUGGUCGCGUAUGCUUAAUAUAAUGAUGACCAAUGAACAUUAUCAUCAGUUAUUACCGAAUAUUAAAGGAAUUAUAUUCGAUUCGGCACCAUUCGUGCGUUUGCAUAAGUCAUCCGAUUGGAUUAUUGAGUCAGCAGUGGGCACAACAAAAGCCUGUGUUAGUAUUAUAUUGAAUCGAGCACAAUAUUUUCAUGUGUUUUGGACUCCAUUGAUUACGUACUAUUUAUGUAUACGAUUUUUCUAUAAGCGUUAUUUUUCAUCGGAUCCAUCGUCGUCGGGAAAAAUAUUAAGAGAACUUCUUAAUACUAUGCCAACUGAUAUAAAACAGUAUUAUUUGUACAGUAAUGGUGAUCGUCUCAUUCCGUCGUAUUCUAUUGAACAAUGUAUGGCUAGACAAGUUGAACGUGGUGUUCAAGUUAGUUCUCAUCGAUUUAUAGAUUCAGGGCAUGUCAAUCAUUUUCGUUUGCAUCCUGAAGAAUACGGAAGAUUAAUUUUAGAUUUUAUUGUAAAGAUUUAA
Rotaria socialis is the source of this 900-nucleotide messenger RNA. NCBI's taxonomy places the organism in Eukaryota, Metazoa, Rotifera, Eurotatoria, Philodinida, Philodinidae. The record is from the annotation of a GenBank genome assembly.